Molecule: messenger RNA, 6638 nt
Organism: Cynoglossus semilaevis (tongue sole)
Lineage: Eukaryota; Metazoa; Chordata; Actinopteri; Pleuronectiformes; Cynoglossidae
Gene: ly75
Product: lymphocyte antigen 75
Exons: 35
Coding region: 147-5408 (1753 amino acids)
Source: RefSeq, a predicted model, not a curated record
UAGGGCAGUGAACUACAACGCCGCUGACAGUAUAGGAGGAUUCGGCUACAUGUUUGGGUACUGCGCACUUUCGCUUUAGAGCCAACCCAAAAUACGUAGUUGUUUAUAACGAAGCUUCUUUAUGACUCCGACCACAAGACUCAGUCAUGCCGAAAUUAACCGUGGGCACUGUUCGUCUUGUUUUUUUGUCGUUCGUGUUGGAGACGGUAGUUUUAUAUGGAAGUUGCUCACCGGCUUCCAACCUCCACGACGUGGGCGAUGAUGCGUUCACCAUCCAACAUCUUGGCACAGGACAGUGUCUGACAAUGGGGACUUCCAAAGGCCUGACGCUCACCACCUGUGAUUCCAAAAACAUUACUCAGCUGUGGAAAUGGGGAUCACGCCGCCGACUCUUCCACCUGGCCACGGCGUCCUGCUUGGCCCUGGACCUCCACACCAAGGCUGUCUCCCUGAUGGACUGCAACACCAACUACUUAUUGUGGUGGGGUUGUGUGGACGGCGCUGUGUAUACCGUUUAUCAGAUGGGUCUGGCGGUCACUGAUGGCAAAGUGGGAACCAAACGAGACACUAAUGAUACUUGGGUUAGAGGAGAGACCCAGGAGAACAUCUGUCAGAAGCCGUACCGUGUCGUCCACACCGUUGAUGGGAACUCAGCCGGCAAGCCCUGUGACUUUCCUUUCAAGUUCAAUGGCAGCUGGCAUCAUGGCUGCCUCCCCGACCCGGACUCGCCCGAACUGACCUGGUGCUCCACCUCCUCAGAUUAUGACCAAGACAGGCAGAAGGGGAACUGUCUCACACCUGAGGAAGGCUGCCAGACGCACUUCUCAGGUCCAGAAGGAGAGUUCUGUUAUGAGUUUGUCACCAAUGCCGAGGUGAGUUGGCAGGAAGCUCUGGAUUCAUGUCGCAGCCAGGGAGCCGAUCUCUUCAGCCUGUCCGGCCCCAAUGAUCUCCACUCCAAAACAUUUUUAGACGGCCUUGGCCAGAUGCCCGAGCGGAUGUGGAUCGGUCUUCACCAGUUGGACACGUCUCAGGGCUGGCAGUGGUCUGAUGGCUCCUCUCUGUCCUUCCUGCGUUGGGAAGAAGAAACGCCAGACUCCUCGCUUUUGGCCUCAGACUGUGGAGUUCUGAACUCCAAACAGAGCUUUGGCUCUACGGCGUGCAGCGAAAAGCUGCCAUACAUCUGCAAGAAAAGAGUGCACCGCCCCCAAGCAGCUGAGACGGAGCCCUCCAUAUACAGGGAAACGGUGUGUUCUGAUGGCUGGGUCCCGUGGAACGGCUGGUGUUACAUGUUGGUGAAGGAUGAACCUCGGAACUUCAUGGAUGCCCAGCAGUUCUGUAACAAGACGGCUGGAUCACAGGAAGGCUUCCUGGCCAGCUUCCACUCUCUGGAAAGCAAGGAAAUGAUCAGCACUAAUUUCCAUUCAGCCGGUGUCUAUCUGGAUGUGUGGAUCGGUCUUAUUGGUAUAAACACCAAUCCAACAACAGUCUUCAAGUGGAUCAACCAGGCACCAGUCAAUUUCACCUACUGGGGACCAAAUGAACCGGUGCAGCCCAGUCAGGAUACCAGCUGCGUCUUCUACUCUGGAGAGUCUCAUGGUUGGAGGGUCGGGAAUUGUUCUCUCAGACUUCCUUUCAUGUGUCAGACAAAAGGAAACGUCAGCACAACGGGCACACAGACGGGAUGUCGCUCUGAAGAUGAGGGUUGGAGGAGACACAGCAACUCCUGUUAUCAAGUCAACGUCAAACAGGUGUCUUUCAAAGAUCAAUGCAAUGUGACUAUAAGAAACAGGUUUGAGCAGGCCUUCAUCAACCGGUUACUGAGGGAGCACAUCAGCAAAGAACCUCAGUAUUUCUGGAUUGGCCUGCAGGACAUUAAAAACACAGGGGAAUACCAGUGGCUGAGUGAGAACGGAUCGUCGACUGAUGUUGCGUACACAAACUGGGGCCAGAUUGAACCACAGCACAACGGAGGAUGCGUGGUCAUUUCUACAGCGCGGCCCCUCGGCAAGUGGGAAGUGAAGAACUGCACCGUGUUUAAGGCCGGCACUAUUUGUAGAACAGAUCUCAGUCCGCCUCCACCACCAGAGCCUCAGCCAGAUCCCACUGUCUCGUGUCCUGGUGGAUGGGUGUCCAGAGAAAACAUGAAAUACUGCUACAAGGUUUUCCACGAUGAAAGACUGAGCAGAAAACGCUCAUGGGAGGAGGCCGAGAGGUUCUGUCAGGCUCUGGGUGGUAACCUGCCCAGCUUUGCGGGUAUCGCUGAGAUGAAGGCCCUGCACAGCAUCAUAAGAGAAACCAUUAGUGAUAAUCGGUACUUCUGGGUCGGCCUGAACAGAAGAAAUCCAUCGGAUAGUUCCUGGGAAUGGAGCGACGGACGGCCUGUAACAAUAAAGGUGUUAAACAGUGAUUUUCACGAGGACGACGCUUACAGUCGUGACUGCACUGCCUUCAAGACAAUGAAGAACACCCUGAAACACCUUUUUAUGUUUCUGCAACACGACGUUUCCCUCCCGCCUUUCUUUGCCACGCCAUUCCACUGUGACGCCAGGCUGGAGUGGGUCUGUCAAAUAGCCCGGGGGAAAACUCCAAAGACCCCAGAGUGGUACAAUCCUGGUGGUCACCAUGAGUCGUCCAUCUUUGUGGACGGAUCGGAGUUUUGGUUCAUCAGGGAGCCAAAACUAUCGUAUGAGAAGGCCGAGCUAUUUUGCAACGCUAACGGCAGCAAACUGGCCGAACCAACAGGCACAACGGCGGCCAUAAAAAUCUUCCAGUACAUAAAAAAUAUUUCAAAUGACUCUAAACAAAACUGGUGGCUGGACUUGUCGAAGCCGAGCAGGAUAUUUCCCAUGACGUACACCCAGAUGGUGUAUUAUCACUCAGCCUUCCUGGGCCGGUGCCUUUCCCUCACUCCUGAAAGCCCCUUUCCCAGUCAUGAAGUCAGUUGUCAGCAGCGAUUGCCUUUUGUGUGUGAGAGACACAACAUCACUCAAGUGGAGAGAGACCCUCUGGAGCCUCGACCUGAAGGUCUGCCCUGUGGAAACAGCUCUCUGUCCUUCAGGAAUAAGUGCUACACUAUAAUGACCAGCUUAAAGCCCGUGUCUUUCAAAUAUGCCAACGAGGAGGAGUGCCAGUCAGUGAGGGGAACCCUGGUUACUAUAUCAGAUCAGGUGGAGCAAGAUUUCAUCACCACACUUUUGCCGGGAAUGAGAAGCAUGGAGAAAAUAUGGAUUGGUCUGAAGAUCAGAAGAAACGACCCCGAAUGGGUGGAUCAAUCUCCGGUCGACUACCUCAACUUCAACCCCCUGCUGAUGGGCAUGCAUAAGGCGAUAAAAGUAGAUAAAUGGGAUCCGGAGGGUAUGGAUCUGUGUGCGUAUUUAAUAAACAACCAAAACUCCGCAAUGCUGGGCACCUGGGACUACACUUCCUGCACCCAGUCUCAAAAUCUGGCUAUAUGCCAACACUAUGCAGAUAAGGUAGAGGAGCCCCACGUGGACACACAGCCCUUCACUGCUGACAACCACACCGUCCAGCUGCUUGUCAAAAACCUCACCUGGUAUGAAGCCUCGGAGGAAUGUCAAAACCUAAACAUGGACCUGGUCAGCGUGUCGGACACGUUGUUCCAGGCCAUGCUCAGUGUCCGCGUGAGCCGCGCACGCACACCGAUGUGGAUUGGUCUCUUCAGCGAAGAUGGUGGAGGUCACUACCAUUGGACCGAUCAGAGCCACAUUGUGUUCAGCCGCUGGUCUACCGAUGCAACCAGUGGCUCCUGUGUUUAUUUGGACACUGACGGCUUCUGGAAAGCCACUGACUGCACGGAGGAGCUGGGGGGCGCUAUCUGCCACAAACCGCAAAAAGAGAUCAUCACAACACCAGAGGAUGUUGGCGUUAAGUGCCCUCAUAAGACCAAUGGUCCAAACUGGAUCCCCUUCAAAAACAACUGCUACUCCUUCCAGUUGAUCCCCGCCAGAUGGGAACAGUAUGAUCAAGGAAACAUUCAGGAAACCUGCAAGACAGUCCAUCCAGAUGCUGACAUUCUCACCAUCAGAAAUGAGGAGGAAAAUGAGUUCAUCAGGCAGCAGCUACUGCCUUUCCAGUCCCUGGCGAAGUUUAUUUGGCUGGGGAUGUUUAAGGAUAACAAUGAUGACCAGAUGAAGUGGUUCGAUGGGACAAACGUCCAAUACUCCAACUGGGCCAGUGGUCGACCCAGUAUAAACGCUUCAUUCAUGGCUGGACUCACCACUGACGGAAGCUGGCUUCUGGUGUCAAAUAAAUACCUUUUCUCCGAGUUCAAACAAAGGACCAUAGUGACCUGCAAGCUGGACAAAGAACUGAAAGAACAGUACAACACGUCAUCGUUGAAUCUGCAGCGUUACGGUAGCCUGACCUACCAGGUUCUGACGCAGAAGUUGAAUUGGUACCAGGCCCUGAAAGAGUGGGGUCAGCGUGGGGGACACGUGGCCAGUAUCCACGACAUCCAGCACAAUGCGCAUAUAAAGCUCAUUGCCAAGACGGAUGGUUUCCCGCUCUGGAUCGGCCUUUCCAAUCAGGAUGUUACCGGCACUAACUACGAAUGGUCUGAUGGAACCAGAUUUGACUAUCAAACCACCAUAUCUGAGUCGGAGAAGACUACCAGCUCUGACAAACCGGAGGCCGGCUGUGUUCUCAUAACCCCUGCAGGAUUGUGGGUAAAGAGCAGCUGCCGUACGGUGGCAGAGGGAGCCAUCUGCUACACCACCAACAUCAGCAGCGCUUCACAGAGAGCCAAACAGCAGGCUUCACUCGAGGCCAACCGGUGUCCUCAGAGCAGCGGUGUGCCCAGUGGAAUGUCCAAGUGGGUGCAGCACGAGCUUCACUGCUACGCCUUUGACAUGAGCUUCUACAACUACAGCGUCUACAGCAGGGAGCAGGCCAGUAGCAUCUGCCACAACAUGGAUGCUGCGCUGCUGUCCAUACAGAGCCAAGAGGAGAACGACUUUGUGACAAAGUACCUUUCGAACUAUUCUCUCAUCACUGGCCGUGUGUGGCUUGGCGUGGAUGUGAACGCUCAAGGAAACCCUUUGACAUGGAAUGACGGCUCAGCUCUCACAUUUUCAAAAUGGAAACCGGGGGCCUUAAAUGCAGGGAAGGUCUCGUCUCCACAAUGUGCUGUCAUGAUGACGGCAGACGAUGGAAUCUGGAACCUUGUCAGCUGCCAGUCCAGCUUCAGUCGUGUUGUUUGCAAAACCAAGGCCAAGUCUUCCGGAACUCCUGUGGCCCUGGGCCUGUUCAUCAUCAUAAUCAUCGCUCUCCUCCUUGUGGUGGCCUUCGUGGUCUACAAGAAGAAGCGGACGUACUUCUCCUCUACCGUCCGUUACAAGCGCACCUUCAAUGACGUCGACUCCACCAGUAUUGUAGCGGACACUGAUUGAGCUCCAGUCCACAGCCUCAGGGAGUAUUUUCAUCUGCCUGCCUUGGAGCAGACGCACUGUUCAUUAUUUUAUGAAAUGAGGUUUUGUCCUGCUUUAGAUCUCUCAAACUUCCAGGUGUAAAUACUGUUUGUAUAUAUCAAUUACUUAAUUUAGGUUAUUUAAGAGCCACGAUCUUACAGAGCUGUGCAUGAAAAUAGAUACAAAUGGUCUUACACUCCUGUCUAGCCUUAAAGGGACAGAUCACAGUGAUGUGUGGGUAAAUUCAAACUAAUAGUAUGUAACUGAAGUUAUAUACAUGAACAUCAACUCACAACACUCCACAACCAAAGCUCAACUGUCUGUGUUUUCAAACUAAGUCAUUUACAGAUUUCUAAAAAGGAAAAAGCCACACAAAUAAAACAAAAAACAAAACAACAAAUCUCGGUUUGUGUGACUUGAAGUAUUUCAUAAAUCAUCAGCGCACUGCCCGGACCAGCCUGUGAACGUUUUAGAGUUUUUCAGUUUUCCAAAACGAUGCAAAGGGAAGAAAUGGAAACCGAAGGUUGUCCAUGUUUACUUGUGUUUUUGAUGAUAGUAUUGUAUCGGUACUGGGAGACUGCACUGUUAUCAGAAAAAUGACUUGUGAAUUCAUGACAGACUGUGCCUUUAGAUAAGCACAAAGAACAUGUCACUGAUUGUGCCUUUUACCAACAUGACUUUAAAACGAGGAAUAGUAUUAGCCACUGGAUUUGGUAUAUUUUAAUUUAAAAAUCUUAGAAUGAUCAAGCGCAAAAAAAAAAAAAAAAAACUACUGAUAAUAUAAACAUUUAUUUUUAAUAAAAGUCUUAGACUUGAAAUAAACCAGAAUGAACUCCAGACUUUUUUUCUUAUUUUUAAAUCUGUCUUUACUAUGCACUCAACUACUGAGCAAGAAUGCACUUUAAGCAGUUGUGGCUCCACUUUCUACUUAUUUUCAGCACAAAUGAAGAUUUCUGUUGUUUUAAUUGCACUGUUUCUUUUGUAAAUGUGUUCUGUUUUGUGUUUUGCACCAAAGACGCUUUAACUGGGUUAAUGUUCAGACUCUUAGCUUUUCUUUCAGCGUGUGGAAAUGGUCGAAUAUGGCUCAUGCAUAAAAAGGUGUAAAGGAAACAUUGAAGUUUUUGAUUUUUGGUUUUUGAACUUUUAAUGCACUCCUGAAAAAACAGCUUGAAUCAGUUACAUUAUAAUUACAAUAAAAAUGAACUCAUUCAA